Messenger RNA from Vespa mandarinia (Asian giant hornet), 1240 nucleotides. RefSeq names its product apidaecin 1 (gene Apid1). Lineage: Eukaryota; Metazoa; Arthropoda; Insecta; Hymenoptera; Vespidae. The record is from RefSeq and is a predicted model, not a curated record.
GUAAUCAAAUUUCAGUGGUUCCCCGACAUUCAUUAUAGAUGCCAAUACACAGUGAGUAUACCAAACUAGCGGAGAGAGGAAUAAGUAUAAAAGCAAUAUUAUAAGCCUUGUAGAGAUAUCAUUUUCUUGUAAACUUUCGUCUAGAUAGCAACUAAGGACUCGAGAAAAAUGAGAAGCUUAGCAAUAAGAGCGGCUUUAGCUGCUAUGCUUGUUAUCGUAGUUAAUGGAGAAACGUUCAAAUUACAUUCGGCAUACCCGCACGCCGUUAUCGUGAAAGAGACUGAAAUUCAUCAUCAAAAUCUUCAAGUACCCGAACUUCAAGAAUAUCAAAAACAAUUUGAUGUGCGUAAACGCCGUGAAGCUGAUCCUGAACCUCAAAGGCCAAGACCACAAGUUCCACAACCGAGACCUUCUCGACCAAGACCCCAACAAGUACCUCCGCGUCCACCACACCCGAGACUUCGUCGUGAAGCUGAUCCUGAACCUCAAAGGCCAAGACCACAAGUUCCACAACCGAGAACUGUACCUUCUCGACCAAGACCUCAACAAGUACCUCCGCGUCCACCACACCCGAGACUUCGUCGUGAAGCUGAUCCUGAACCUCAAAGGCCAAGACCACAAGUUCCACAACCGAGACCUUCUCGACCAAGACCCCAACAAGUACCUCCGCGUCCACCACACCCGAGACUUCGUCGUGAAGCUGAUCCUGAGCCUCAAAGACCAAGACCACAAGUUCCACUUCCGAGACCUGUACCUUUUCGACCAAGACCCCAACAAGUACCUCCGCGUCCACCACAUCCGAGACUUCGUCGUGAAGCUGAUCCUGAAUCUCAAAAACCAAGACCCCAACAAGUUCCUCCGCGUCCGCCACAUCCGAGACUUCGUCGUGAAGCUGUUACUGAGUCUUAAAGACCAAAAAUUUAACAAGUUACUCUACGUCCUUUACACUUGGUAAUAAUAUUAUCAUUAAUUAGAACAAUCUUUAAAAAAAAUUAUCACAUAUUCUUCUGUAUAAUGUUUUAUUCUUCUUCAUGAUGAUAAAUAAUAUUAUUUGUUAAAUUUUAUUUGAUAUAACGGUAGCUCAAGAACAAGUUAAAAUAAGAUAACAAAAUCCAAAUAUAGAAAUUUUAUUAUCUCGUAGAUAUCGAAUAUUGAUCUGAUAGGUAAAUAGAAAUUAAUGAUGCCAAUUUAAAUAUAUUCGAAUAAUAGUUUUAUAUAAUAUUCUUAAAAAAAAAAAAAA